Messenger RNA from Caenorhabditis angaria, 1199 nucleotides. NCBI's taxonomy places the organism in Eukaryota, Metazoa, Nematoda, Chromadorea, Rhabditida, Rhabditidae. The record is from the annotation of a GenBank genome assembly.
AUGACGGAGCCCAAAAAACGACGAAUAGAGGAGGAGAAUGUGAGUUUUUUUGGAAUUUUUUAUUAAAACUAGAUCUUUGGGCCUAGAUUUUGAUGAGUUAGGCAAAAUUUUUUCAAUUUUUCCGAAAUCCCUCCCCAAAAAACUCACCAAUCGCUUCUAUUUCUCAAAUCCCAAUCAAAAUCCGAAAUCGUCCAAAUUUUCCACAUUGAAUGCCGAUUGUCCAUCAAUAUUUCGAGCUGAAAAUCGGAAAAUUUGAAUUUUUUGAGUUCUGCUAACUCCAUUUCUGUUUCUACCAGAUUUUUGAGGGCUUUCUGGGUCUCACAACAAUUUUCCAGCUAUAAACCCACUUUUCUUCGAUAAUCCUUGGAUUUUCCUAUGGAAGCGAUGAUUCCAGCCUUGUAGAACAUCUAAAAAUUCAAUUUUUGACUGAAAUUCACUUAUUUUCCCCCGGAAACCUGAAAACCCGGCGAAAAAAAAAGAAAUAUGCUCGUGUUGCGCUAAACAGCGGGCAAGCCGGAGUGUCGUUGUAAAAACCGCCAGUGAUUUCGUUUUUUUAUAAGAGAGAGAUUGAUGAUUUCAGGUUUCCCUCGAAAAAAAUGCACCAAAAACAACUGGUUGGUUCGAUAUGCGAUAUUUGAAUGAAAUUUUGGAAAAAUAUCAGAAAACUAUUGUAUCUUUUGCAUUGGAAGAUGAAGAUUUUCCAAAAAGAGGUUUUAAUUUGAAAAUGUUGGAAAACCUAAGUGAUAUCGAAGAUAAAACUGACAAAGAUCUUGGAUUAUUCGACGCUUCACAAAUUAUUGGAUGUUGGCAGCUGAAAAUACCAAGCUGACUUAUCAACAAGUUCUUGAACUUGAUCCAUGGUUUGGUACAAUUCGCUGUGAUGAAUUCAAUCAAUCUAAACUAUUGGAAUAUAUCGAUUUGUUUAGACAAGGCAAAAUUCGACAAUCAUUGGGAGUUCUUACGGUUUAUACAAGAAAUUUGAGCGAUCGAAUUGAUAUUGAUGAAAUUGUGGAAUUUGUGGGUUGUACAGAUGUUGACAUUGAACAUUUCGGGUAUUUUUUUCUCGAUUUUUUUCAGAAGAUCCGUCAUUUUUUUUCAGAUGGACCCAGUUUUUCGUCAGAAUGAAUCUUGCCAAUCGAAAAGUUCUUGUUGAAUUCAAUUUUUAUCCCCAUCAUUUUUCAAUCGAUCCCUAUCCAUAA